UAUUGAUGAGCAUGCGCGUUAAAAACUGCGCGUUAAAUUUUGAAUGUUAUUUUCGAUCCAAAAUACAAAUCAGAAUUCCAUAUUUAACAAUUAAAUACAUACUUAGUGUGCACUAAUUAAAGUAUCUCUAUUUAAGUAUUAUUAUUUCAUUUAAUUACUGAAAUAUACCUUAAAAAGUUAUUGAAUUAAAUUUUAAUUUUUAGGUUAUGUUUUGGUUGUCAACAUUAACUUUAAGCAAAUUCUUCUGCUAUAUUAAUUAUGAUUAUUGUAGGGUUCAUUUUAGUUCUUGAAAGAACUCGGUACUUUUGGAUAGGGCCACAUAAUUGUGCAGAAGCAAAUCUUAAUGUGAUGUUUGGAGAUGAAAAUCUGUGUUUAAAGUAUCCAAUUAUUGGUACUUAACAAAUUGUAUAUACAGGUCCUGAAAUGUCCCGAAACUAACCGCGAAGCGGGUACCGCGCGAGAGGCCAACCCACACCUGUCCUGGUAAAAAUAAAAAAAAUUCAUGUCUCUUAGUUAAGUUGUAAUAGACAUAUUUUUGAAAAUGUUAAAAAUCGUUCCUGUAGGUCAUAUUUUUAGAUACUAUGGUCAGAAAUGUUCGCAAUUUAUUAGUGAUUUUUUAAUAAUAUAAUCCUUAUUAACCUGUUAUCCUUAUUAUAAUAAAUAAUAAAAUAGUCUAAAUAAUAAAAUUUGUGAAGGACGUUGCUUGAACUUGUUUGAACAUGAUUAAACCUGCAUAUAUGGAACCAUCUCAAUGGAAUUUGAAAAGAUUAUACAAUUUUGAACUGUUACGAACACAUCGUUUGAAUGUUUCGUAAAAAUAGUCUGGCUUCUGUGAGUAUAUUAAUCCGUCGUAGUCUGGAGCGAACUCUGGAGUGAGGCUUCGUAAACAACCCCUCCUUGAAGCUUAAACAGACUACAUCACACCUAUUCUCUUAAGCAGACCACACCUUGGCAUCGAGACGAUACCACAGAGCAACUUUAGCAUAGUUAAAACGCUAAACAUCUACACUGAUGGAUCAAAGGAGGCUGGAAGCUCUGGAGCGUGAUUCUUCUCGUACGAUUUCGAGCUGCACCUUUCUAUUUUGCUCAGGCCGAAAUAUCUACGACAAAUAUAACAGCUAAUGUCGUCGUCGACUCCAAAAAAGUUGUAAUUUGCACUGAUAGCAGACAGGCUAUGCUGGCGCUUAGUAGGCAUCGAACUACAUCAUUUUUUAGUGAAGUCCUGUCUGCAAUCACUUGAGGAGGCUAAUGUUUAUAAUAACGUCAGGAUAAAGUAUCGAAAAGGAUAUACCAGAAAUAAGGGACAGGAUGGCGAAACGGAUGGAUAAGAAGUCACCGGUUUUACCCUGAACCGUUUGUAUCGCUAACUUUUAAUACAGCAUCAAAGCUGAUCAACUUCAUCUCCAAUCGAGCUUUUUGCGAUAGAUGGGAUUAGACUGCAGUAGAUGUCUUUUCAAAGAUAUUGCUUCACUCAAACCGGAAGAACUCAGUUCCUGGGAAAAUCAAAAGCUCUUCACCCACUUCAUGACCGGACACUAAAGAUUACAUGAAGCUGGCGAACGCACACCUUUGUAGAGGGUGUGAAAUGGAUCCAUUUUUGGCGUACCAUGCCCCCAAAUUUGGUACAUAAAGAACAUACUGUUCUGUUCUAUAUUAACGUUCAUUAAAAGCUUCGGCUGGUUUUCUGAACCCUGAAUGAACUGUAAAUUGUGUGGAUGUACAAAGGGCCCACUGGGGCCUAAGUGCUGGGAAGGAAUUCAACCCCACAUGAAACUACAUACAUACAUAAUCGUCAUUUUUUUAAAAUAUUUUAGUUACUAAUUAGUUGCUUCAUUUACCAAUAUCGGCGCAUAUUGGAUGUUACUGUAAACAAACAGUUGUGCAACAGUGCUUUCCAAUUUUGUCGCUACUUUAGAUGCAAAUACAUCACAACAUCUUUUUAUAAAAGAGCCUUUUCAUACAACGCUUUUUUGUUUGUUUCCUUUGGUUAAAUAAAAUGGGGAUGACUGAAAAGUCGUAGUUUAAACUCCGAUAAUUGACCAAUUACUAUACCUAUAUUACUAUAUUAUAUUAUUAUAUAAUAUAUAUUACUAUUAUUAUGUUACCGAUCUAUUAUUAUCCUUAUAAAUAUGGAAACAUGACUGUACUUUCAAUUCACUUCAUUCUGUUUCAUUAAUUUAUAAACAUCCGGUACAUUAAAAACUUUUAUUCGAUAAAGGAAAUUUAAAAGAUUAGAUUAAGCCACAUCAUAUUGCAAUGUAGUUUACUUAGGCCCACUUUUACCUUUACUUGAUAAAUUUAUCUGAUAGAUUAAUUCAACUUGGAGGAUUGUAAAAUUGGGCCUUAGUUGUUUCUCUGUCGAACGGUACAUCUAAUCGAGAAAACCUUUUAGUCGAUCAAAAUUCUAAAUAAAAAUGGAGUUAGCAACGGAUUCACGCACAUAUCAACCCCCAAAUGUUACUGUCCAACCACCAAAAAAUACACUACCACUUACCUUAAAAAUAGCAACAUCCGAUAAAAAAGUGCUAAUACAUCAGUACGAAAUCAGUGGUAGUGAAUUUCGCGAUAACGGAUCCAAUUACUCCGAUUCUGAUGAAUAUCCUAGAGAGGGUGAUGAUCAGGGGUUAGUAAUUAUUUUCAAUCAAGAAAAAUUCAGACCUGGAAGUAAAAACGAUGUGCAAAAUUUACAGGAGACAUUUUCGAAGUUGGGUUUUAAUGUAAAAACACCUUACAUUAACAAAGGACGAAAAGAUAUUCAAAAAAUUUGUAAAGACUUUGAAGAAAAUAACGAAAUAAUACAGUCAAACUCUUUAAUUGUAAUAUUUAUGUCACAUGGUGAUAAAAAUAAUAUAUUGUACACUGAGGACGGACAAAUUACCGUAAUGGAAUUAAUUGAAGCAAUCUCAAAUCCAUUUAAAAAUAAACCAAAACUGUUCAUUUUUCAAGCUUGUAAAGCAACUGUAGCGGAAUCGUUACAAAACGAAGUACCCCAAUUAAUAUUUCCGAUUUAUAAUUUACCGUCGGAUGUAAUUAUUUAUUACUCAACCGUUGAGGGAAGCGUAUCCGUUAGAGAUUCAUAUAGUGGAUCUUGGCUUAUAAGCGAGCUUUGUAAAAAUGUGUUAAUGUACGGUAGAAGAGAAGACAUUAUCAGUUUGCUUCAGAGAACCACGAAGUGCGUUUCAAUGCUCAAAGGUGACAUAAAAGAAGAUUGCACUUUUAUUGAAAAUUACAAGCAAAUGCCUGUUAUAGUUUCCACACUUCAAAAGAAAUUUUAUUUGUCAUCAAAUAAAUACCGUGAAAAUAUACAUAAUACAAAUAAAAGAAUCGAAGAAGUGGCUAAAUCACUCAACGAUGUAGUCCAACAAGUUAUAACUAAAUUUAAAUAAAGUAUUUAUUAAAAAAUAUCUGAACAAUUUUGGUAUUAUUAUACAACCCAAGGUUUUUCUUUUAAGGAUGUCCACACAUAUG
Onthophagus taurus is the source of this 3468-nucleotide messenger RNA. RefSeq names its product caspase-3-like. Gene Ontology annotation, molecular function: cysteine-type endopeptidase activity. The record is from RefSeq and is a predicted model, not a curated record. Gene Ontology annotation, biological process: proteolysis. Lineage: Eukaryota; Metazoa; Arthropoda; Insecta; Coleoptera; Scarabaeidae.